This is a messenger RNA of Ostertagia ostertagi, 468 nucleotides long. The record is from the annotation of a GenBank genome assembly. NCBI's taxonomy places the organism in Eukaryota, Metazoa, Nematoda, Chromadorea, Rhabditida, Trichostrongylidae.
AUGCCACUCUAUGUUACACGACUUGCCCAGUUCCCAUACUUUUUCAAGCUGAUCACAUUGUUCUUCACCCUAACUACGUUAAUUUCCUUGGUAGGAGCGCCUUUGUUACCAGGAGGUUCGUCGUUAAUAUGGUUCACUAUUGUUAUUGCACUGAUCGUUGAUGUCUUGCUAAUCGGAAUGUUGCUGUUCGAACUCGACCGUGUUCAAAUACCAAUCCAAGGUGUUUCAUUCAAUUCAUUGCGCGCCUCUUGGCUGAGUAUCUUCUACUUCAUCUCCAUAUGGCUGUGCUUCAACGCAGAAGAAUUCACAGAAAGCGGUUGGUUCUACUUGGGAGCGUUAGCGUGCUUUGCGAACUUUGUGCUCUACGCUGCCGACUUCGUGAUUUACUUGAGAAUGUGGAUGGCCGAUCAACGAGCAGCAAGAGCCGACGGCGCUACGUACGAGUAUCCAUCUUACGGUGCACCCUAG